AUGUACUCAUGGAUAUAUAAUAGGCCCCAAACUGCUAACACUAAUGCAAAUGUCCAAUUUUCGUUGCCAUUUUUAAAGUGGUUUCAAAUUGAUUGGACUUUGGCCUCAUUGAUCCUUGUUGUACAUACAAUGGAGAAAGAAGUUCCUGAAGAAAUUGCUCUAUCAAGUAUGGCUUCUCAAAAUGAAAACAUAAAUGAAAUAAUUUUGGAUAAUCAGCAAAAUAUAUUGGAAGUAAAUACUGAUAAUCAAAGUAGUAGAAUGUCGGACAAGAGUAAUUCUAGUGAUAUAAUGGAAGAAGAAACUGUAUCUGCUGAUGAUACAAAUGCAUACAAUGGUUCUACUGAAGAUUGUAUUAUGGAGUCUAAUACAGACAGUAUUGCAGCUACAGAUGAUUUAAGACAGUUUGAUGUUUUGGAUGACUUAGAACGUCAUCCAGAUCAGAAUUGCUGUGAUAUGGAUUCUGAUACCAAUGAAAGUAUGGAUUCUGAUGUACCUGAUGAAGAAAUUGAAGCCAUGCUUGAAGAAGAAAUUGGACAUAAUCACUUUGAUGUACUUCCAGAAGGUUGGGUACAAGUAACACAUAAUAGUGGAAUGCCUUUGUAUUUACAUAAACAAAGUAGAGUUUGUACUCUUGCAAAACCAUAUUUCCUUGGACCUGGCAGUGUGAGAAAACAUGAAGUGCCUGUUAGUGCAAUACCUUGCCUUCAAUAUAAAAGAGCUCUUCAUGAAGAAGAAGAAGAAAGAAAAAAGCAACAAGAGCGUGAUCCAAACGCAGAAGUUUGUAGCCUUCCUAGUGCAAAAAUUGAAACAAUUCAAGAAAAUCGAGCGGCUCAUUCAUUAGAUAGUGAACAAUUAAGAAAUUAUUGCCAAUCACUAUUUCGCUUUAAAGCUAUUAAAGUAAUGAGAUUUCAAUCAUGGUCAGCAAGAAGGAAAUUUACAAAAAAUAAAAAACACCGUAAGCAACUUGAACGACCUACUUUACCUGAUGGAACAAAAUUAAUAACAUUUCCAGUCAGUAGUUCUGGAUUAGCGGGAAGUAGUAGUGGUAAUGUUGGAGAUGAUAGCACUGGACAAAGGCCACCAAAACAUUGGAUAAUGAAUCCCUCAGGCAAAAGUUAUGUUUGUAUACUUCAUGAAUAUGUGCAACAUGCACUUAAAAAACAACCAACUUAUAAGUUUAAGGAAUUAGAAAAUGCAGCAACUCCAUAUUCUGCUGUUGUUUGUAUAAAUGAUAUGGAAUAUGGAAGUGGUUUUGGUAGUAGCAAAAAACAAGCAAAAGCUAAUGCUGCACGGAAAACUCUUGAAAUUUUAAUUCCCCAAAUGAGAGAUAAAAUUUCUGGUGAUAAUGGAGGAGAUACAGUUUCUGGUAAUAACAGUCGAAUGAUUAAAGCAUCGAGAGCAAAUUCCGAUACAGAUUUAUCAUUCUUUGAUGAAAUAUCGAUUACUGAUCCACGAGUUGCAGAAUUUUGUGCAAAAACAACUGAACCGUCACCGCAUGCUAUUUUAAUUACUUGUCUCCAACGAAAUUAUGGUCUUGGUGAUAUGCAUAUUAAUUAUUCUGUAAACACAUUAAAGCAUCAGCGCAAUGAAUUUACAAUGCGUGUUGGUAAACACGAAGCUACUGUCGUCUGUCGAAAUAAGAAAGAUGGUAAACAACGAGCAGCCCAAGCUAUUCUACAACUUAUGCACCCUCACAUUCAAUCUUGGGGAUCCUUGCUAAGGCUUUAUGGAUCUCGAAGUGUAAAAUCUUUCAAAGAAAAAAAACAAUUAGAACAAGAAAUCACGUUGUUACAAGGUAAAGCUGCUAUCAAUCAGCCAAAUCACGCUAUUUUAAGUAAACUUAGGCAAGAAAUGCGCAAAUUGGCAGAACAAAGACAAGCAAUACAACCUAUCGGUAAGUUUGUACCGCCAGAUUUACCAACUGGGUCUGCAGCUAACUUGAACAACGUGGAUUUAUAACAUACUAGUCAACUAUGUAUUCUAUAUAUAAUAAUUUAUUUUGUAAGUUUUGUCUUUGAUUUGUUUUACAUUUUAUGUUUUAAAAAUGAGCGAAAAGUAUUUUAUAUAUGAUAUUGUAUUAUAAUAUGAUAUAAUGUAGGCAUUUAAAAAAUAUGGUGCUGAUCCUUAUACACUUUGAUAUUUCUUUUUUAUGUAUCUUUAAAUCAAUUAAUCAAUUCAAUAAUCAACAAUAUAGUAAAGUAGUAAUGGUUAGAACAAUUGGAAACCAUUUUUAAAAUUUGGAUUUCAAGAAUAUUUUUUUUUAUGUAUACAGUAUGCAUAAAGAUAUCACAGAAUACUACCUCAAUCGCAUUAGUUUUUUUGCAUUGGAAACUAUUAUAUUAAAUGUACUUGACAAUAUUGUUUUUUAAAAUCAAUUCUUUUAUCUAUAUGAUCUAUUAUUUUUAUUUAAAGCGAGAAUUUAAUAUUACAUAUAAAUGAUCAUUAAUUAAAUAUAUUAUUUUAUAUAAAAUUACCAAUUACCAUAAACAAAUAACAAUUUAUAGAACAUAAUCAUUUAUUUUUAAAGAACUGAUUACAAUAAAAUAUACUUCAGUUCUAUAAAUGUUAAGGCAUCAAUCUUGCAUAUUAAUAAUUGUUACAAUCAAGAAGUAUUACAAUUGUCUUAAUAAAUACCCUAAUAGAAUUAAUGAAAUAUAAAUAAAUUAUCAAAUAAUGCAUAAAAUAUUUAUAUCUCUUGUCUUCUUUGGCACUUUUGUAUGAUUUUUUUUUCUAUAUUACUAUUUCUUCAUUUUGCAUUUUACACGAUAUCUUACUAAUUACUUAACAAUGCAAAAAUAAGAGUAAUAACGUAAGUAUCGAAAUAUAUUUUAAAGUUUAAACUAUCGUCAUAAAUAUUACACUGUUACAUACUUUCUAAAUUCAUUGAAAAGGAUUUUUCUUUUUUUUAUUUUACUAUUAUAGUAUUAUAGUAUUUUAGUAGAAAAUACAAACAUUAAUCUUCAUUAUUUGUAUUAUACUAUAAAUUAUGGAUUUCUUUUGUGUUAAUUGUGUGUGAACGAAUUUUUGUUUGCUUAAUUACAAUACAGUAUGUUACACAUAUAAAUAUUUUCCUAUAUAAAUUAUAUAUUAUGCUGUAAUACAGUAAGUAAUAUGAUUAAUAUAAGAUUCUAAUAUUUCAUUUCACAUUAUAAUGUGAACAUUGUAACUACUAUGAAAUACAGAAAUUUUGUUUAGUUCUUUUUAUGUUAUAAAAAUUGUUAUUUUCAGAUAAUACUAUUUAAGAAUUUUAAAUUUACUGGUUAUAUAAUAGUUGAAAAAUAUCCAAAUUUUAUUAACAAACUAUAACAAAUUGUAUUGUAUUUUAAGCAAAAUUUUAAACUUUUUAUCAGCUGGUCUAAAAAUCUUGUUAAAGUAAUGUAAGAUAAAUACAUUUAUAUAAUAGGCACAUGUAACAGGACUAGAAUUAUAAUGAUUGUAAUAAAUUAUAUUUCAAUGGAACAUAUUUUUAUUAUAAAAUAAAUAUGUAUCAUCCUUUAUUUCAAAACAUAACUUAAGUUACAGAUAUGUUUUAUUUGUGUACUAUUUGUAACUUAAGCUACAACGUUUUUAGUUUUUUAAUUUCAUUUCAUAUAUAUCUAUAUUGAAAGCAGUUUUAUUGAAUAUGUGUAUAUUUACUGUUUUAAAAAUAUGUAAUUAACAAAUAUUAAUUUUUAAAAUUUUAUAUUAUAUAAUAUUUGGAAAGUAUAAAGUUAUUGUAAAAUUUUAUAAACUUUUAAUGAAUUUAAAAAAUGUCAUUGUUAUUUUAUAACGAAAUCAAUAAUUACAUUUUCAUAUGAUAAUAUACAUAGUAAUAUAGAAAUUAUUGAAACUUAAAAUAUUUAUAAAUAAUAUUUUUAUAGGUUUCUCCUCACAUAUAUUGAAAUUAAUAGUGAGAACUAUUUUGAUUUUUUUUUUAAUAAUUUUAAUUUAUGUAUCAAUAUGACAAGAAUCACUACUAUCAAUAUAUUUCAUUGCUGAAUGUAAGUGCCAUUUUAUGUGGUUGCAUGUUUUCACAUUAACACUACUAUUAUUGUUUUAGUGUAUAUAUUAUAUAUAUUAUGUUAAAUAUAUCUACGUUUAUGAUUUUCAAAUACUAUUUACAAUCUAUAUAAGUAUAAUGUUUGUCUUUAUUUUCACACUGACAUUUAAUGGCACAAAUUGUAAAAAAUAUAAAUACAUUUUAAGAAUCCACCAAACCAAAAUUAUUAUUAUUAUAAAAAUUAUAGAAAAUAUAUACUUAACAUUUAUUCAAAUUUUAAUUAAAAAAACAUUUUCAAUACAUAAAAAUUAUCAGAACAAAAACAAAUG
This is a messenger RNA of Heterotrigona itama, 4308 nucleotides long. The record is from the annotation of a GenBank genome assembly. Lineage: Eukaryota; Metazoa; Arthropoda; Insecta; Hymenoptera; Apidae.